AUGAGGUGGCCUACUUUUGCUCUCGCCUUCCUGGCCGUCGCCCUGGCCCAGGAGACCACAACUACCGGCUCGAUAACCGACUCGAUCACCGGCUCGACCACCGACUCGACCACAGAGUCUGGACGAACCACCGAUGGAGCCACGGUUGUGUCGGUGACAACUCCCGUGGCUCUUCCUUCAGGUACCUACCAAGAUGUCAGCACAACCAUCACAUUGAGUGAUGGCGAAACAUCCGUGGUGGCCUCGACCACCCAUUACAACAGCUCAAUGACUGCCUCCAACCAGACGGCAAUCACCACAACUUCCCAAUCCUUGACUUUGCUGGUGGGGGGUGGUGGAACAACGGUUAUCGGCAACAGCAGCAUGAAUGCGACUGCGACUACGACUAGCACUGCGUCAAAGACACCGGUGGUCAACACACGGCCUUGUAACCACUACGCUGAGUUCUGUAACAGGAAGUAUUCCAAUAUUACUAUGAUCGCCGCGCACAACAGCCCGUUCGUGCGCCCGAACAACCUCGGGGCCAACCAGGUGCUGGAUGUGACGCAACAAUUGGAUGACGGAAUUCGCAUGUUGCAAUUCCAAACCCACUACGUGAAUGGCACCAUGUACCUUUGCCACAGCACUUGCGAAUUGCUCGACGUCGGCACCCUCGAGGCUUACCUGAACAAAGUGAAUAAAUGGAUGCGAAGGAAUCCCUACGACGUGGUUUCCUUCAUCAUCGGCAACUUCGACUAUGUGAGCCCUGAGAACCUUACCAUUCCAAUCUACGACUCCGGUCUCAAGGACCUGAUUUACACACCUCCCAAGGUGCCAAUGGGGUUGAACGACUGGCCCACCCUUUCCGAGAUGAUUCUCAAACAGAAGCGCGCUGUCUUUUUCAUGGACUACGAAGCCAACCAGACCUCGCACCCAUGGCUGAUGGAUCAAUUCUCGCAAGUCUGGGAGACACCCUUCUCGCCGACCGACGUCACAUUCCCCUGCACGCAGCAACGCCCACCCGGGUUGUCCAAAGCAGCCGCUAAGAAGCGCAUGUACAUGGCCAAUCAUAAUCUCAACCUGCAGCUGAAUCUGGGUUCAUUGAGCAUGUUGAUCCCCAACACUGCCCAGGUGGCGCAAACCAAUGCGGUGAACGGCAGUGGCAGUCUAGGUGCCAUGGCGGAGAACUGUACCGAUACCUGGGGCCGUCCCCCCAACUUCCUUCUGGUUGAUUACUACAAUUAUGGUAAUUUCAACGGCUCCGUCUUCGAGGUUGCUGCCCAGAUGAACAACGUCACUUACAACCGUAAAUGCUGCGGUAAGACCUCUGGCGCACUGCGGGAGGUUUCUGUCGCUGGCACAAACCCCCCAUCACAUGACCUCUUCCCCCACCGCAAACCAACUCCAUCCACUCGCAACUCCAACCAUCCACCCCUCACCUCCCAAACACCUCGAAAUCCCAAAAAUCUCCGGCGAGGGUCACCAAUCCCUCCCACCACACCGCCCAACAUGGUCGACAUCGUCCCCCUCAGCAGUUACCCCUCGUACAUCGACCUCCUCCCAUCAAUCCAAACCUGCAACAUCACCAACCUGCCGGAGAACUACUUCCUGAAAUACUACCUCUACCACGCGCUGACAUGGCCCCAACUGAGCUUCGUGGCGGUCGUGCGCCCGCGCGGAGGAUACAAAACCAAGUCCUCCGGCGCCGGUAUGGCCGGUGAUGUCUCAGGCGAGUACCCCAAAGUAGUAGGCUACGUACUCGCAAAGAUGGAAGAGGAGCCAACAGACGGAAAACAACAUGGACACAUUACCAGUCUGAGUGUGAUGCGCACGCAUCGACGAUUGGGUAUUGCGGAGAGAUUGAUGCGGAUGAGUCAACGCGCAAUGGCCGAGUCUCACCGUGCGCACUUCGUCUCGUUGCAUGUGCGCAUGUCGAAUGUUGCUGCUUUGCGGUUGUAUCGUGAUACGCUGGGCUUUGAGGUUGAGAAGGUCGAGGCGGGAUACUAUGCUGAUGGGGAGGAUGCGUAUGCGAUGCGAUUGAAUUUGGAGAACAUGUGGCUUGAUUGGAAGGCGAUUGAGAAGCGGGAUCGGGAGAAUAAUAAGGAGAACGGGGAGGAGGGGAAUGAGGAUGAGGGUGAGGAGGUUGGAGAGCUUGGGAAGAAGGAUGCGGAGAAGAUGAUUCGGGUCAAGGUUGGGAGGGGACUUGGUGUUGGUGAUUUGGUUGAGAAGAAUGAGGCUCAGGCUCAGGCUUAG
Penicillium paradoxum is the source of this 2232-nucleotide messenger RNA. RefSeq lists its product as uncharacterized. Bases 1 to 2232 code for a protein of 743 amino acids. NCBI's taxonomy places the organism in Eukaryota, Fungi, Ascomycota, Eurotiomycetes, Eurotiales, Aspergillaceae. The transcript has 5 exons. Gene Ontology annotation, cellular component: NatA complex. Gene Ontology annotation, molecular function: protein N-terminal-serine acetyltransferase activity; protein-N-terminal-glutamate acetyltransferase activity; phosphoric diester hydrolase activity. The record is from RefSeq and is a predicted model, not a curated record. Gene Ontology annotation, biological process: N-terminal peptidyl-glutamic acid acetylation; lipid metabolic process.